UCAGUGAGGUAGCUUUUUUUUUUUAUUCUGUAGCUUGAGGAAGAGAAUAAGGCGGCGUUUUUCUCUUUUAGAACGAGGCCCGUUGUUUUACAAUCUGGCUAGAGAGAGGCCGGUUUCUCUUAUGCUUGUUUUGCUUCUCCUAGUUGGCAAAGAUUUUCGUUCACUCUGGCCGCUGCAACAAAUUCAAACUCUUCUCGCACCUUGAAGAGGGUGUGGGGUAGUUCCACUGGAGUGAUUUUGGUUCGUGUUUUGGCAAAAUCAAGAUCAUCACACAUUUGGAGACUCUGCCGUGUUUCAGAGGGUUUGUCGCUUGAUUAUGGCUAAGGCCAUCAUUGGCUAAAGUCAUCAGAUGUUUGGUGGUAGUUUAUCACUCUUGUUGAAAAAAAAAAUAGUUUUGGUUUGUCAGCACUAGGUAUUCAUGUAAGAUAAAGCAGGCCGUGUGUGGAUGUAGCUCCAUUAGGUUCAACCUUUUAACCGCAAUGGUUAGGUUUUUAUGUUUCAAUGCUCAAGUUCAUUCCCCCAAACCAAAGAAAACAGUUCAACAUUCUGCUGAUAAAAUGUAUAAGACAUCGCAAGUCUUUUCUCAAAGUCAAGCCCCAAAGGAUUCACCCAACCGUACCAACUUUAACCCAUCAUUUUUGAAGGUGCAAGCAGAUACUGAGAUUGACACACAUGUUACGAGUGUGUCUUCUGUUGAGAGUGGUUGGAAUUCAGUGGACAUGGGGAGCGAGUUUGGGUUUAAGUGGAGAGGGCACCUUAAGAAAAGUCAAUCACUAGGAAGUGGAUUGUUCCAGGAGGGCAGGGUGUCUGCAGGAAAUGAUACUGAGGAUGAGAUCUAUCAGGGGCUUUCUUGUGAGGGCUCCCAUGACUACAAAGCGAUGGUGGAACCAGGUCCCAGCAAGUAUCAAGGAGUAGGCCUGCCAGAUGAGUAUACAAAAAAUCCUACCUUGGAUUCAUUCCGAUUAAAUCCUGGCUUUAUCAAUAAUGAAUCAAUUUUCUCUAUCGAAGACCCGCAGCACUCAGAGAAGGAAGGCCAUGAAAAUUCUGACGCACCAUUAUAUGGUGACUCUGGUGAUCUUACACCUCGUAGUCCACCUCUGAUUGUAAAAUCAUAUUCUUUGCCCAACAUUGGUGCCUCUGCACCCAUUUCUGGAAUAUGUUCUCCUUACAGACGUGCAGGACUGCAGUCAAGAUCUUCCGAAGAUCUAAAUAUUUUAAACAUGCGGCAAAGAGAGAGAUCAGCUCAUGAGUCUGAAAGGCAGGACAUGCAAGAACAAGUAAAAGAUGAUGGCUUUCAUGAAGCUAAAAAAAAUACUCUUGGAAAUUCAGAUGAUGGAUAUGAUUCUCAUAAUUAUUCUGGUUUAGCAAAAGACUGGAUAAUGCCUACUACGGAUGAGGUAAGCCCGGUGGAAACUCUUAUAGGAGAAUCCUCAGUUUACCAGCAGGAUGAUUUGCCUGGCAAGGAUUUUAAGAUCAAGCGCAUUGAGGAGUGGGUUAACGAUCUUCGACUUUGCAGUCCGGUGGAAGAAGCAAAUGACUCAUCCCAAUCUGAUGACCUGGGAAACAGAGACUCCAAUAUCCUGAACGGUUUGACUGCUGCAAAGGUGGAUGGUAAGGUCAAUCCUGGCAUGGAAGCUGCGAAAAGAUAUAUUUCUUCUUUGAGUGCGAUAGCCACAACAGCUCAGCUGGCAAACCAUGGAUUAGUCAUGAUUCCUUUUCUUAGUGCAUUUACAAGCCUGAGAGUGCUCAAUCUGUCUGGAAAUGCGAUAGCUAGGAUAACUGCAGGUGCUCUUCCUCGAGGACUUCAUAUGUUGAAUCUGUCAAGAAACAAUAUAUCUACCAUUGAUGGUUUGCGUGAACUUACACGACUUCGCAUCCUGAACCUGAGCUACAACCGAAUAUUCAGAAUUGGACAUGGCCUAGCUUCUUGCUCUGCUCUCAAGGAGUUGUACUUGGCUGGAAAUAAAAUCAGCGAGGUAGAGGGUCUUCACCGACUGUUAAAACUGAAUGUGCUGGAUCUGCGUAUCAACAAAAUCUCAACGGCUAAAUGUCUUGGCCAACUUGCAGCUAACUACAAUUCCUUGCAAGCGAUCGGCUUGGAAGGAAACCCAUGCCAAAAAAAUGUUGGAGAUGAACAACUGAAGAAGUAUGUGCAAGGUCUACUUCCAUAUUUGACUUACUUCAAUCGGUUGCCUCUCAAAGCCAGCACUUUCAAGGAUGUUGCUGAUCGGUCAGUUCGGUCAGGCAUCAGUUCCCAUCAGUUGGAUCGCGGCAUUAGAUCAGAUCACAAGGCUACUAGAAAGAUUAGCCAUGGUUUAGCUGCUCACCGUCCAUCAUCUUCGUCAAUUCAUGGCCGAAAAAGUCAAGCAGUGGCCUCACCAAAACGGUCCAAUGCCAGGCAUGGACUUCUGCCUCCAACAGGAGCCAAAGCAACAACCCAUGAUCGGCACAACUUUGAUUUCAGCAGCAAACUUCAGAAAUCCGGGCCAGAAAUUUCUAUUCGUAGGAGUCAAAGUGAGGGUACUCUCAGAGCUCUUUGAGAUCAUUAUAGAUUUUGCAGUAUGCUUCACAUGGUGCUUGAUGGUGGGUUUUUAUGUCUUUGUUGCUUUUUAGUCGUUAUGUUUGGAAGUUCACCGCUUGAAGAACAGACUGUUACUUAAGUUCAUUGUUUCAGUAGAUUUUCGAUAAGUUCAGUUUAUCUGAGGUGGUUUGUCUGUUAUUACGAACUGUGGCCUAGCUUCUAUGGUCAUUAUAAUAUCUAAAAGUUUUCACCAAUAAAAAGGAAAGCCAUGCUUUUAUGUUGCCAUGAA
Molecule: messenger RNA, 2810 nt
Organism: Juglans regia (Persian walnut)
Lineage: Eukaryota; Viridiplantae; Streptophyta; Magnoliopsida; Fagales; Juglandaceae
Exons: 5
Coding region: 480-2540 (686 amino acids)
Cellular component (GO): cytoplasm
Molecular function (GO): protein kinase binding
Source: RefSeq, a predicted model, not a curated record